Molecule: messenger RNA, 3852 nt
Organism: Dinoponera quadriceps
Lineage: Eukaryota; Metazoa; Arthropoda; Insecta; Hymenoptera; Formicidae
Exons: 2
Coding region: 3118-3852 (244 amino acids)
Source: RefSeq, a predicted model, not a curated record
UACACCUGGUAAAUACUACAUUUAACGGUGAAUUUAUCGCACAACCCAACAUCACUGUUAAAGAAAUUCCUACGAAAAAUCAACCGCUGUUUCGUACCUCCGAUCUCGACGAUUGGUACACCAGACACGUAAUCGAUAGAAUUUGAACGUCUUUGGAAGAUUUUCAAGAACGUGACAGCGAUUGGGCGUUAUCGCGCAUUCUGAAUCUGCUUGUAAACAUUAACAAAUACAAUCCUAUGCGUGCGCGAUGUUGGAUACAAAUAUCGUGCAAUAUCAAGCUAAGAAUGCAAUCGUUAACGUGCGCACGAACGAUAACGCGUGUUUUGCGUGGGCGGUGACCGCCGCUCUCUAUCCGGUGAAUCAUCACACGGAGAGAUGCAGCCAAUAUCUGCAUUAUUCAACAGUAUUGAAACUCAAUGGCAUCGAGUUUCCGAUGACCCUGAAACAAAUCGCGCGAUUCGAACGUUUUAAUGAACUGUCCGUUAAUGUGUUCACUCCUCCAGAGGGAGAAGGUGGACGAAAGAAAAAGAACACAGAUAUCGUUCCUCUGCGCCUCGCUGACAACAAAAGAGACGUUCAUGUGAAUUUAUUAUACCUGACAACACCACGACAUAAUAAUAAUAAUAAUAAUAAUGAUACUGACAAUACUCGCGUCACAGGUCAUUUCGCGUGGAUAAAAAAUCUGUCUCGAUUACUAUCAUCACUAUUAAGUCGAAAUACGCGAAGGAAACACAUCUGCGAAAGGUACGAUGAUAUCUCCUCCUCCUCCUCUCACCCGAGGAAGGAAUAAAUGUGUUUUUUUUUAAAUACAAAAUGUAUCCUUUUUCUUCUUCUUCUUCUUUAUCUUACAGAUGUCUUAAUUACUUCUACACGCGUGACAAACUGAUCGCUCACAGCGUCGACUGCGGUGUCAUGAACGAUUGUGCCAUCAUAUUGCCAGAUAACGAGGACAAAUGGCUCUCUCAUCGCAAUUACGGCAGAAAGGAACGCCUGCCAUUGGUUAUCUAUGCGGAUAUGGAAUGCAUAUUGGAAAAAUAGAACAACGGAGAGGUCCCCGUUGUCAACAGCGGCUCUUACGCAUAUCAACAUCACAAAGCGUUCAGCGUGGGCUAUUAUUUGUGCUGCGCACUCGACGACGACGACGACGAACUCGCUUCCGGUAAUCACUUUCGUCGCGGAGACGAUUGCGUCUCUUGGUUCGUUGACGAACUCGGCGCGAUCGCGGAGUGCGCGUACACGUUACUAUCCGCAAACAUCAAACCUAUGAAGAAACUAACCCCGACAGAGGAACGCGAUUUCGCCAGCGUCGACGCGCGCUGCCACAUAUGCGGUGGACCAUUCGAAUCGGACGGCGACACCCGAGUGCGCGAUCAUUGUCAUCUAACGGGUCGUUACCGAGGCCCCGCACACUCACACUGCAAUCUCAAUUAUCGCAAUUCGCACAUCAUCCCCGUGUUCUUUCACAAUUUAUCGGGUUACGACGCACACUUUAUAAUCGAGCGAAUAGCCAACUCGUUUGAAGGUAGCGUUGAUCUGCUGCCUGUUGCGAGUCCGAAACGUCGCGGUAAUGUGGGGUUGCCCGGCACAGCGCGGUAGAGCAGGAGGAGGUGGUGAGGCGCGAUACUUAAUAAAGUGCUUUGUGAUUGAUAAAAACUGAACUGGUCGUUUAUUACUUGAUUGCCCGAUACAAUUUUACGUACGCAUCCAACAGCGUGUCGGUGCUCGAGAGUUGAAAGUUUGAGUCGCACGUUACAAUAUUGCGUACGCGUCCGACAGCGUGUCGGUACCCGAGAGUUGAGAAUUUGAGUCGCUCGUUACAAUAUCGCGUACGCGUCCGACAGCGUAUCGGUAUCCGAGAGUUGAGAAUUUGAGUCGCUGCCGCGCCGGUCUUACGUCCCCUUUUAUCCUCGUCCUAUGAUUUAAUCGGAGGGGACGGUGUUGAUGUGUCAGCGUCAUCUAAAUGCUGACCAUCCUGAUUUCGAUAUCUCUAUUACAGGAAUGCCAGGUUGCAUUUCUGCAUAGCGACGUUUGGUAAUUCGGAGCCGUGACCCCGUGGUCUUUGACAUAUUUUAUCGUUGCGCUUACAACAUGCCGAUCAACAAGGAAAGGUACCUGUCUUUCACGAAACAUCAUCAUUCACAAAAACAUCAAGUGCGCACGCGACAAGUGGAGACAGCGGGUGAAACUACGUUUCGUAGAUUCGUUCCGAUUUCUCAGUACAAGCCUCGAUAAAUUGGCGUCGUUUCUCGACAAGGAUAAACUACGCGCGACACGAUCGACGUUCUCGCACCUAACCGCGAGUGAUUUCGCACUGCACAUACGCAAAGGUGUGUUUCCGUACGAAUAGGUCGACAGUGCCGCGCGAUUAACGGAAACCGAAUUACCGUCACGCGACGCUUCCUACAGUUCGUUGAGCGAGGAAAUUGUCAGCGAGGCCGACUACGAACACGCCGAGACCGUGUGGAGACGAUUCGACGUAUGUAAUCUCGGCGAAUACAGCGACCUGUAUCUGAAAACUGACGUGAUGCUGCUGACCGAUAUCUUUGAGAACUUUCGCCACGUGUGCACCGACAGUUACGGCUUAGACCCGACACAUUAUUACACUUUGCCGGGCUACACGUGGGACGCCAUGCUGAAACACACCAAUGUGCGUCUCGAAUUACUGACCGACAUCGACAUGAUGCUGUUCGUAGAGCGCGGUAUACGCGGCGGACUUAGACAAUGCUCGAACAGAUACGCGCGCGCCAACAAUCGAUAUAUGUCGGACAGAUCGAGCAGCAGCAGCGAAGACGCGUCUCAUGAGUCGUAUCUAAUGUAUUACGAUGUGAACAAUCUGUACGGCUGGGCAAUGUCCGAAUCCCUGCCUUACGGUGACUUUCAUUGGCUCGACAAUAUCGAUAUCGCGCGCCUCGACGUAACGUCCGUUUCGUCGAAUUCAGCGAUCGGUUAUAUCCUGGAGGUCGAUAUCGCGUAUCCGCGCGAACUGCACGACGCGCAUGAGGAUCUUCCGUUUUGCCCGACGCGCGAAUGCCCGCCCGGUAGCGUAGCCGCAGCAACAACAAAAAAUUACUGGCUACACUGUGGGAUAAAUCGCGCUACGUCAUUCACUAUUGAUGUAUGCAGCAAUGCAUCGCGCACGGACUCUCCCUGACGCGAAUUCACCGCGCCUUGCGAUUCGCGCAAUCACCGUGGCUCCGUGGCUACGUUGAACUCAACACGGGCUUUCGCAUCGGCGCGUCCAACGCGUUUGAGAAUAAUCUCUACAAGCUCAUGAACAACGCGGUGUUCGGCAGAACCAUGGAAAACGUGCGCGAACACCUGGACGUGCGUCUCGUGACGCGCUGGGACGGACGUUACGGCGCGGAGGCGCUGAUCGCGAAACCGAAUUUCCACAGCCGGAGCAUCUUUUCCGAAGAUCUAAUGGCCGUGGAGUUGCGCCGACUGCGCGUACAAUUUACGAAACCGAUAUACGUGGGCAUGUACGUACUUGAGAUCUCGAAGACGCGCGUGUACGAAUUUCACUACGAUUAUAUGCUGCCGCUGUAUCGCCACAUCGACGAUAAUAAUACUAAUAACGAUUCGUUGUACUGUCGUCUAUUGUACACUGACACCGACAGUCUGAUUUAUCACAUCGUCACAAACACGACGACGACGAAUUCGUAUGAGUGUAUGUGGCGCACUCUACUGCGAUUCGACUACCCGACGGCCAAUGCGUACGAUAUGCCACGCGCGAACAACUGCGUGCCCGGUCUUGUGAAGGACGAAAAUUGCGGCGCGGUCAUGAGCGAAUUCGUCGGAUUACGAACGAAGGUGUACACCUAUCGGGUGGACAAUAGCUUCGUCGAUCGUUAA